Molecule: messenger RNA, 2259 nt
Organism: Oreochromis aureus
Lineage: Eukaryota; Metazoa; Chordata; Actinopteri; Cichliformes; Cichlidae
Gene: ramp1
Product: receptor activity modifying protein 1
Exons: 3
Coding region: 521-973 (150 amino acids)
Biological process (GO): receptor internalization; G protein-coupled receptor signaling pathway; cellular response to hormone stimulus
Cellular component (GO): cell surface; signaling receptor complex; membrane
Molecular function (GO): coreceptor activity
Source: RefSeq, a predicted model, not a curated record
CUUCCUGCACUGUUUGGGUCUGUCCGGUGUCCCCGUCGCUAACCGGGACCCAUGUCCUCAGGGGAAAGCAGUGAACCCUGACACAGUCGCUCAGCUCCACUGGUUCCAUACUGGUGCGUCCCGUUGCGCACAAGAGCGCUUGAACCAAACACUGCACGCUUCCAGUGACGUUUUUCGGAUUUCUUCAGACCUGUGGACGGCUUGUUGGAGAGAGAGUUGCAACUUUACGACUCAUUAUGUUUCACGUCUGGAUGACUCGGUGACAGGAGGACUCGGGGGAGUUGAGGUAGCCUACAGCAGGAACAAGGAGCAGCCUCGGCUCUCCCCCGAGCGGUUUGCGCAGGGUGACACAGUGAAGCUUUUAUUGGGGCUGAUUGACCGUGCGGCCGCAUUACAUGGGCUUCUUAACCAGCAGUCAUUUAUGAUGCUACCAAUUACUCGUUGAGCUCUUGUUAGUUGCCGUUCCCUUCACUUCCUCGCUUCAAAACUUCAGCCAGUGGAUCGUUUUGAGAGCGACAGGAUGGGCUCGCAAACCUGCACAGCUCUGCAGAAACAGGCGCUCCUGUGGUUCGUUAUAGCAGUGUCUCAGUGUGUGUCAGCACUGGGCUGUGGACCUCACUACGAAUACGCUAUUGAGGAUUUCUGCCUGGGCAAGUUCAGACUGGACAUGCAAGAGCUGGAUCAGAGACACUGGUGUAACUGGGAGGACACAGUCGAGCUCUACGAGGAGCUGACAAACUGCACGUACUUGGUAGCGCUGAAGAUGGACUGCUUCUGGCCCAACCGGCUGGUGGAUGAGUUCUUCAUCCGCAUCCACAGGCACUACUUUCACGACUGCUCUCUGACCGGACGGCUUCCCAUGGACCCUCCCAACCGCAUCCUGGGUCCGUUUAUUGUUGUGCCCAUCCUGGUCACCCUUCUGAUGACGGCACUGGUGGUGUGGAGGAGCAAGCGCAGUGAGGGGAUUGUGUAGGAAGGAAGAAGUUCCCAAGACUCAAGACAAGAGGUGCUUUCUGUCACGCCACUCUCACCUUCAGUGACCAAAGAAUCUCUUCUCCUGAGUGUCAGUGUUUGGGUAAAACACAAAGGACCAGAAUCUCUAUAUCAUGGACCCAGAAGAGGAAAUAAAUGAGACUAAAAACCAUAUACUACUUCAGUGAUGCUUCAUUGUAUCCACACCAGAGUGAAGGCUUUACAGCUCCUGCUCCUUCCACAUGGAUUGAAGUCAUUUCUUUGGUUUACAGAGCACAAAGGUCACCUGCAUCGGGUCUGGACCAGAACAGGAAACGGCUAAAAGGACAUUGUAAACACAAAAAUCUCUUUGCUGAGAGAAAUUGCUUGCAAAUCAUUUUGGAUGUGAUGCUAAUCAAUUUACACACAUGCACACACACACACACACACACACACACACACACACACACACACACACACACACACACGCAAACAGGAGUUUUACAACUAUUCUUGGAAACCAUGAGCAUCACCUCACACAUCAACAGAGACUCAAACGACGAGGAUACAGCAGGAGACAAAGUUUAGAUUUCUGUUAGGGAACCCAGGGAAAUGAACUGUGUGUGUAUGCAGCAUACCAUAAAUAUAUACACUAUAUACAAUGUGAGAUUGUCUUUGUAACAUAACCGAGACAACAAAUUAUAGGUCAAUACAUUUAUUUCUGUCAGAUAUUAAAUUUUGUGAUUUCUUGUAGUCGCUUUAACAGACGUGUGUAUUAUAUUUAUAUAUAUAAUAUACAGUUUAUUAAUCAUGCAUAUGCUAAAGCAACACAAUUAAGAGCAGAGACAUCCUGACUCAUAUGUCAGGACUGCAUCUCGAUCUUUCUUCGCUUGCAGGGAUUGAGGCCCCGAUUUCGAAAGGACUUUGAUGAUGUUGUGUUUUGCAGCUUCCAUCAGGGAUUAAAAAAACAAAAACAAGAGCAAAGACUUGCAAACUCACAAUGGAAAACUCACAGAGAACAUAAAGCAGUGGGUUAAGUUAGCCAACAAACACCCCUGCCAAAUGUUGCCAUAGCCUAAAGCAGAGUUUGUCUAUCGUGAACCUUAGGCUUCAAUCGAUUCAUGAUCUCCAAGUGCGGCAGAGUGUGCCGUGCAAUCUGUUUCCUCAUUGAUAUUUUCAAAUGCUCUCUUCCCUUUAUAGAUUCAUUGACCUGUCAGAAACACACCCACACUUUCCUGACACGAUCUUUUCUUGUUGCUUGUGCCAAAAGUUCUUGGAAAAAUAAAGGGCGGUGCUUCUUGUGUCUAA